This is a messenger RNA of Triticum turgidum subsp. durum (durum wheat), 1029 nucleotides long. NCBI's taxonomy places the organism in Eukaryota, Viridiplantae, Streptophyta, Magnoliopsida, Poales, Poaceae. The record is from the annotation of a GenBank genome assembly.
AUGGCGCUCAGCCUCUUGAACCCUGCUCCCUCCUCCAAGAUCGCACUCAAAGCUCCAGUCCCGCCACUCCCGAACCGCUCGUUUCUCUUCCCGCCACCGCGCCUGCCUGCUCUCCACGUUGCCCUCCUCCUCCGCAGUCCGCCGCACCGGCGCGUCCAGUCGUCGUCGGCGCCGUCGGCCCCGCCGACGGACGGCUCCCCGACGCCACCAUCGUCGAGGGAGGAGGCGGUCGCGCAGGCCAGGUCGUGCCUGGCCACGGCGCUGCGCAAGCCGCUCAACAACUCGCUCCCGGCGCGGAAGCUCAAGAAGCAGCAGCGGCAGGCCCGGUUCCGCGCCGAGAUCCCCGUGGUCGACGACUCGCCGGGCUCCCUCGCGCGCCUCGCCUUCGACGUCUUCUCGGGCCUCGGCGUGUCCCGGAAGGGCUCGCCGGCGAGGCUGCUCCUCGUGUGGCCCUCCGCGGAGGACCAGGCGGUGGCCGUGCGCGAGUUCAAGAACUGGGGGGACACGUCGGCGCUGGCGCACGCGCAGCUGGACGCGGUGGCGCCGGACGCGCUGGGCGCCUGCGACGCCGCCGUGUUCCUCUCGCCGGGGCGGCCGCAGGUGGAGAAGCUGCGGGCGGCCGUCAGCGCGCUGGACCCCAGGCCGGCGGUGCUGUUCAACCCGGGGUGGAGCUACGAGGUGGAGGAGGAGGGGUUCGGCGGCGUCGCCAAGGGCUUCGUGGGCUCCUUCAACGUGGUCUACUCCUUCAUGGGGCUGGAGGUGAAGGGGCUGCUGAGCAAGAAGAAGGGCGUGCUGCUCCGGUGCGUGGAGGGCGGCAGGUUCGGCGGCGAGAGCUGGGUGCUCAUGAUGGAGGACGAGGAGAAGGAGCCGGAGCUGAAGGUGGUGUCGCGGAUGAAGCGGCGGCCGACGGUCGGCGAGGUGGAGAACAUGAUGUACAACCUCAUGGCCGCCAACUCGCCGGUGACCAAGUCCGCCAGGUUCCUCAGGGAGCUCGUGUCCAACGUCACGGGAAGGAAGGGGAAGCCGUGA